CCGCCGGGAAGGCGGCUCCGCGGCCACAGGCGCAGGCCCGGGCCGAGCAGGAGACGCGGGGCGCGGCGGCCGCGGUAGCUCCGAGCCCGACAUGCGCCUGCCGAUGUGGCUGGCGCUGGCCGCGUCACUCUUGCACGUGUCUCUGCAAGGCGAGUUCCAGAGGAAGCUCUACAAGGAGCUGGUCAAGAACUACAACCCCUUGGAGAGGCCCGUGGCCAAUGACUCGCAACCGCUCACUGUGUACUUCUCCCUCAGCCUCCUGCAGAUCAUGGACGUGGAUGAGAAGAACCAAGUUUUAACCACCAACAUUUGGCUGCAGAUGUCUUGGACAGAUCACUAUUUACAAUGGAAUAUGUCAGAAUAUCCAGGCGUGAAGACUGUUCGUUUCCCAGAUGGCCUGAUUUGGAAGCCAGACAUUCUUCUCUAUAACAGUGCUGAUGAGCGAUUCGAUGCCACAUUCCACACCAACGUGUUAGUUAAUUCUUCUGGGCAUUGCCAGUACCUCCCUCCAGGCAUAUUCAAGAGCUCCUGCUACAUCGAUGUGCGCUGGUUCCCCUUUGAUGUGCAGCAGUGCAAGCUGAAGUUUGGGUCCUGGUCUUAUGGAGGGUGGUCCUUGGAUCUGCAGAUGCAGGAGGCAGACAUCAGUGGCUACAUCCCAAAUGGAGAAUGGGACCUUGUGGGAAUCCCAGGCAAGCGGAGUGAGAAGUUCUAUGAGUGCUGCAAAGAGCCCUAUCCAGAUGUCACCUUCACAGUGACCAUUCGCCGCAGGACCCUCUACUAUGGCCUCAACCUGCUCAUCCCUUGUGUGCUUAUCUCUGCGCUAGCCCUCCUUGUCUUCUUGCUCCCUGCAGAUUCAGGGGAGAAGAUUUCCCUGGGGAUAACAGUUUUACUCUCUCUUACGGUCUUCAUGUUGCUGGUGGCUGAGAUCAUGCCUGCGACAUCUGACUCGGUGCCCUUGAUAGCCCAGUACUUUGCCAGCACCAUGAUCAUCGUGGGCCUCUCCGUGGUCGUGACAGUGAUUGUGCUGCAGUAUCACCACCAUGACCCUGACGGUGGCAAGAUGCCCAAGUGGACCAGAGUCAUCCUUCUGAACUGGUGUGCAUGGUUCCUGCGCAUGAAGAGGCCGGGGGAAGACAAGGUACGGCCAGCCUGCCAGCAUAAGCAGCGCCGCUGCAGCCUGGCCAGUGUGGAGAUGAGCGCAGUGGCAGGGCCGCCUACCACCAAUGGCAACCUGCUCUACAUCGGCUUCCGUGGCCUGGAUGGUGUGCACUGUGCCCCCACCCCCGACUCCGGUGUCGUGUGUGGCCGCAUGGCCUGCUCCCCCACGCACGACGAGCACCUCCUGCAUGGCGGGCAGCCCUCGGAGGGAGACCCGGAUCUGGCCAAGAUCCUAGAGGAGAUCCGAUACAUCGCCAACCGCUUCCGCUGCCAGGACGAGAGUGAUGCCAUCUGCAGUGAGUGGAAGUUCGCGGCCUGCGUGGUGGACCGCCUGUGUCUCAUGGCCUUUUCUGUCUUCACCAUCAUCUGCACCAUCGGCAUCCUGAUGUCAGCUCCAAACUUCGUCGAGGCAGUAUCCAAAGACUUUGCUUAACCUGGUCCUGAUCCCCAGCAUGUAGGAAAAGCACAGACAGGCGAUGCAGUUGGCUUGGGGAGAAUUUGGGGUGCUAAUCCCACAGCCACACUAGACGUGAGGAUGCUGAUUUACCCGUUGCGCUUGCUGCUAGUCAUGUUAAUUAGAAUUACCUUGUUAUUUUCAGUAAUAGGAUCUCAGCACGCUUUUUUUUUAAUCCUCUCAGAUGGUCUACUUGAUAUUCUUGGGACGUCCAUGGGGUCACCAGCACCAACGAGAGGUCAUUUUUCCCAUUUUCCAAAGUCUGGUGAGCCCUUCAGAGAAGUCAGGUUGGCUCAGGACUGCCAGGGGAGACCUGUACAGUUGGUUGCAUGCCUGCAUGUCACUUGCCAAGAGAGUCUACAUGAAAAUUCAGCAUAUGCUUUUGCCUGUUUAUAAACCUAGAUUGAAAGUAGUAAUAGUAAUAAACCACACUCACUAGAUUCAUUCAAAUAAUUGGUAAAAGGAAACAAAACUAAAACUUAAAACCUGUUGUUUUUUUCUGCAAUUCAGAUUUUGUUUUCCUCUACCAGACAUGGCAGACAGAAACAAUUUUACACUGUUCCUACAUUUUAAGAGAGAGAGAUAGUUGGCCUUGGACAUUGUGCUUUUACCAGCCUGAUUUCUGCCAACCUACCCUGUGGGGGGAAUCAUGGAGGACACAGAUAUGUGUUGAUUCUGAACUAGGACCAGCUCUGGGCAAGUCAGAGGGAUUUCUGAGAUCCCAGGUGACUUCCACACUUCCUGUGCUACCCUCAGACACUGGGGAAUUGACUUCGCUCUAUUCUGAAAAACCCAAAGGACAAAUAGAGUUCUAUUAGAAUUAUCAGCCCAAUGUAAUAGCUAAAGUUAAAUUAAAUCAGCUAUAUGUUUUGUUUUGUUUUAAUAAUUUAUUAGAUGCUUCUCAUGUACUAGAGUUGAUUAGUCUUAGAAUAAAUGUGUGGGUACAUACAAAUGCACAACAUAAAGUGAAAGUAUGCUAUGCUUUUCUUUAUGUAUCAAGGCCAGGGGGCAGAGUCUGGGACCUCUUCUGGUUCCUUGUAUGACAGGAACUGGGAAGGAGAUGAUGUGGCCAGUGGUUUCCUGGAUGAAAUGCCAGUGGAAGGCAGCAGGAGGGGCUGGCAGGCUGUACAACCAGUAACUCAGUCUCUUGCAUUUAGGGAUCUGCUUUCCCACAGCUCAACUACCCCAGCUUUAGCCAAGAAAGAUGGCUUGAACAGGUAGAUUCAUUGGAGAUAAGCAUUUUGAAAGCAAGGGAAAAUUUAAUUUUUUUUAUUUUUUAAUAAAUUUAUUUUUAUUGGUGUUCAAUUUGUCAACAUACAAAAUAACACCCAGUGCUCAUCCCGUCAAGUGCCCCCUCAGUGCCCGCCACCCAGUCA
Canis lupus familiaris (dog) is the source of this 2988-nucleotide messenger RNA. RefSeq names its product cholinergic receptor nicotinic alpha 7 subunit (gene CHRNA7). Gene Ontology annotation, cellular component: synapse; neuron projection; postsynaptic membrane. Gene Ontology annotation, biological process: nervous system process; signal transduction; chemical synaptic transmission. Gene Ontology annotation, molecular function: transmembrane signaling receptor activity; acetylcholine-gated monoatomic cation-selective channel activity. The record is from RefSeq and is a predicted model, not a curated record. The transcript is spliced from 10 exons. The coding region runs from base 92 to 1591 and encodes 499 amino acids. NCBI's taxonomy places the organism in Eukaryota, Metazoa, Chordata, Mammalia, Carnivora, Canidae.